Messenger RNA from Rhinichthys klamathensis goyatoka, 4600 nucleotides. RefSeq names its product mitogen-activated protein kinase kinase kinase 1, E3 ubiquitin protein ligase (gene map3k1). Gene Ontology annotation, cellular component: cytoplasm. The transcript is spliced from 20 exons. Gene Ontology annotation, biological process: protein phosphorylation. The record is from RefSeq and is a predicted model, not a curated record. Lineage: Eukaryota; Metazoa; Chordata; Actinopteri; Cypriniformes; Leuciscidae. The coding region runs from base 34 to 4410 and encodes 1458 amino acids. Gene Ontology annotation, molecular function: ATP binding; protein serine/threonine kinase activity; zinc ion binding.
GAAUCUAUUAAGUGCAAAUAUUCAGGACAGAAAAUGGCGACGGCGGGGAGCCGGACGUCGUCGUUAGGCGGAUUAUUGGACCCCAGUAGCGGCUCAGGCACCGGGACCGGAGCCCAGGACAGUCCCAGUGGCUCCAGCGGGAGCAGUGUGUCGACCAGCAGCGGGAAGGUGAAGAGGAGCGCGGGCGAGAGCUCCCAGUGGAGGCGCAAGGUGAGGAGUGUGGAUCUGGAUAAGUGCGAGAGCGGCUCGGUCCAGUCCGCUUUACUGCAGCACAGCCUCGGCGACAGAACCAGCACUCAUCUGGGUGAUAAUAAUGGUGCUCAGGAGUGGAUGAGGAGCUGUUUAAAGAGUCCGAGCUCUGCUGAACAUGGAGCGACUUCUGCUGCGGUGGACGUGAACGCUUCACACAACAACAGCCGGGACAUGGAGAGCAAGGAGACCCUGCGCGGGCUGCAGAAGAUGGAGGACCGGCCGGAGGAGCGGCUGAUCCGGGAGAAGCUGAAGGCCACCUGCAUGCCCACCUGGAAGAGCGAGUGGCUGGAGCGGCGCAGCCGGAGAGGCCCGAUGGUAGUGAAGCCCAUCCCUCUGCGGGCCGACGGCACUGAGGCGGGCAGCGACGGGCACAGCUCGAACUCCUCUCACAGCAGAGGCCAUCGCAGCCCUUCUCCUGGACCCUCCUCGUCCUCCUCCUCCUCCUCCACAAGGACUGCUGGGAAGCCCGAUUCUCCUGGGCUGCGCAGACGGAGAGGCUCCCCAGUGCCUAGUGGCAGGGUGACGCCCCCCCGCAGAGCUCCCUCCCCUGAUGGCUUUUCCCCAUAUAGUCCCGAGGAGACCAACCGCAGGGUCAACAAGGUCAUGAGAGCCCGCCUCUAUCUGCUGCAGCAAAUAGGACCCAACUCAUUCUUGAUUGGCGGCGACAGUCCUGACAACAAAUUCCGGGUGUUCAUUGGUCCACAGACCUGUAGCUGUGGGCGUGGGACGUUCUGCAUCCACGUGCUCUUCGUGAUGCUCCGGGUCUUCCAGCUGGAGCCGUCAGACCCCCUGCUGUGGCGCAAGACCCUCAAGAACUUCGAGGUGGAGAGCUUGUUUCAGAAGUACCACAAUCGGCGCAGCUCGCGCAUCAAAGCUCCCUCACGCAGCACCAUCCAGAAGUUUGUGUCCCGCAUGUCCAACUCGCACACGUCCUGCACCUCCAGCGCCUCCCCAUCCAGCAACGAAAGCAGCAUGAAGGACGAGGAGGAGCAGAUGUGUCCCAUCUGUCUGCUGGACAUGCUGGAUGAGGAGAGUCUGACGGUGUGUGAAGAGGGCUGCCGGAACAAACUCCACCAUCACUGCAUGUCUAUAUGGGCCGAGGAGUGCCGGAGAAAUCACGACACAUUAAUCUGCCCUCUGUGUAGAGCCAAGUGGAAGUCUCAUGAUUUUUACAGUUAUGAGGCCUCAUCUACAGUGGAAAGCACAACAAACCACUCCCAGAGUCCAACAGCUGCUGCUGCUUCUUCCUCGUCUUCAUCUCUUCAGGCCGAGAGCUCCCGGUCGGGGCAGGAGGGCGACUUCUCUCUCCCACAGUAUGGAGUGCAGCACAUCCCGCAGACUUACACCGAGCUCGCCGAACCCUGGAUCAAGGUGUUUGGUCUGGAGCUGGUUGGCUGUCUCUUUUCCCGUAACUGGAACAUCAGGGAGAUGGCGCUCCGGCGGCUGUCACAUGACGUGAGCGGGGCGCUCCUGCUGGCGAACGGGGAGCACUCAUUGGCCGGGGCCGGGCCGGGGGCGGGGCUGGGCGCGGUGACCGGAGAGGUGGUGGUGGAGUCGUGCUGUAGUGUGCUCUCCAUGGUCUGCGCCGACCCCGUCUACAAGGUCUAUGUGGCCGCACUGAAAACCCUGCGAGCGAUGCUCGUCUACACCCCCUGUCACUCUGUGUCAGAGCGGACUCGUCUACAGCAGCUGCUGCGGCCCGUGGUGGAAACCAUCCUGGUCAAGUGUGCGGACGCCAACAGUCGCACCAGUCAGCUGUCCGUGUCCACUCUACUGGAGCUGUGCAAAGGUCAAAUGGGGGAACUCGCUGUGGGCAGAGAAAUCCUCAAAGCAGGCUCUAUUGGUAUCGGUGGAGUUGACUAUGUCCUGAACUGUAUCUUGGGCUCUAAAACGGAGGCCAAUAACUGGCAAGGCCUGCUGGGUCGUCUGUGUCUGAUCGACAGGCUCUUGCUGGAGUUUCCUGCUGAGUUCUACCCUCAUAUUGUGUCAGGUGGAGACUGCACCCAGGCCCAAAACCUUUCGGAGAGGUACCAGAAGCUGCUGCCUCUUCUAAGUUUUGCGCUGCAGUCCAUCGAUAACUCUCACUCCAUGGUGGGUAAGCUUUCUCGUCGCGUCUUCCUGAGCGCUGCCCGUAUGGUAGCUCGUGUGCCUCAUGUCUUUGUCAAGCUUCUGGACAUGCUCAACGUCACCAGUUCCACUCACUACGCCCGCAUGCGCAGGCGUCUUCUAGCCAUCGCUGAGGAGAUGGACAUCUUGGAAGCCAUCCAUCUGGGAGUGGACGACCUACAGACCGGGCACAGUUCGCUCUCCAAUGCCUUCAUCGAGCCCACCGCCCCCCAUAACUCCCCGUGUACGACUGAAAGGAACUCGCCCACCCAUGGUCUACAGCAGCCGGCCGCCAAGGUGCCGCUUUCAGGUCAAGCCAGUUCAACUCCUGUAGAUGAUAUAACAGAGAGACUCUCAAACAUCAUCACAAGCCCUGCUGAGUUUCCAAAGCCCCCUAUUCAGGCCCGAAACAGAUCUAGUCAAUGUUUGAACUCCCCCUCAUCCAGUCAACCCCCGAGCCUUCCUUCUCUGUCCAUGGCCAACGCCUCAGCCUUCCCUCCAGAAAACCACAAAGGCCUUCCACAGAGUUUUGUUCCCAACAAACUCCCCCAGUCCUCACUGAGUUCCCAGCGCAAGUUGCCAGUGCAGAAGGGAUUAAGUGGAGGUGCCUGUAGUGGGAAGGAGCCGGAGAAGCUGCCCUCCCCGGUGUUCACCCAAGCUCGACCGCUUCCCUCGAGUCACAUCCACUGGCCCAGACCCUCUCGACCCUCUCCACCUGACGGAGCUAAAGCUUUAAGCCCAGGCACAAAGAGCAACAUGAAACUGGACCUUCAGGAGGGCAGGUCCAGAGACGAGGUGUGCUGCAGUGGCGGUUCUGCUCUCAUCCCCAGCGAGGACACGGUCUUCACACCAGUCGAGGAGAAAUUCCCCGGCAUAGACGCUUCGGCCGAUCUCAGCUCCAGCAUGGAGGACCUGUUGGAGGCCUCCAUACCUGUGGCAGACAGCACCGUCACCUUCCAGUCCGAAGUGGCAGUGCUGUCACCGGAGCAGGCCAACACCAACGACGACACCUACAGCGAGGACAUGACCAAGAACCAGAAGUGCAAGGAGAAGAUGGAGGCUGAGGAAGAGGAGGCGCUGGCUGUGGUCAUGGCAAUGUCCGAGUCUCAAGAUGCCCUGCCUAUCAUCCCGCAGUUACAGGUGGAGAAAGGAGAGGACGUGAUCAUUAUUCAGGUGGAUACACCAGAGACUCUGCCUGGUCAUACCAAAGCAAAGCAGCCAUACAGGGAGGGCAAGGAAUGGUUAAAAGGGCAACAAAUUGGCCUGGGUGCCUUUUCGUCAUGUUACCAGGCUCAGGAUGUGGGCACGGGUACUCUGAUGGCUGUCAAACAGGUGACGUAUGUGAGGAACACCUCCUCGGAGCAGGAGGAGGUGGUGGAGGCACUGCGAGAGGAAAUUCGCAUGAUGGGUCUCCUUAACCACCCAAACAUCAUCCGAAUGCUUGGGGCAACUUGUGAGAAGAACAACUACAACCUUUUUGUGGAGUGGAUGGCAGGUGGCUCAGUAUCUCAUCUCUUAAAUAAAUAUGGCGCGUUUAAGGAGGGCGUGGUCAUCAACUACACCGAGCAGCUCCUACGAGGUCUCUCCUACCUCCAUGAGAAUCAGAUCAUACACCGCGACAUCAAAGGUGCCAAUCUACUAAUCGACAGCACGGGCCAGAGGUUGCGGAUAGCUGACUUUGGGGCAGCAGCACGUCUGGCUUCAAAAGGCACGGGUGCGGGGGAGUUCCAGGGUCAGCUCCUGGGAACCAUUGCCUUCAUGGCUCCUGAGGUGCUGCGAGGGCAGCAGUACGGGCGCAGCUGUGACGUCUGGAGUGUGGGCUGUGCUAUUAUAGAGAUGUCCUGUGCCAAGCCGCCCUGGAACGCCGAGAAACACUCCAACCACCUGGCACUCAUUUUCAAGAUUGCCAGCGCCACCACAGCUCCAGGCAUCCCCCCGCACCUGACCCCGGGCCUGCGGGACGUGACCCUGCGCUGCCUGGAGCUCCAGCCCUCGGACCGGCCGGCCUCCCGAGAGCUGCUGAAACACCCCAUCUUCAGGCACAGCUGGUAGACUACUGAAGCCUGCUCCUGCUGACACGCUCCUACUGCUAGUCUACACACUUUCUGUCUUUCACAAACAAAACACACUCAUUGCACAGAGCCCUGAAUGCUGUAUCCUCAAAACACCAUGUCUGCAUAAAAGUGCCAUUUCUGUUGUUAAGUUUAGAUCUCUGAUCUCCUGGAAGGCUGGAAAUCAGGUC